AUGCAGACGCGGCCUGCAGUUCCCGGGUUCGUGGCAGAGGCAGUGUUGUUUUUGAGCAAUGUGGAUACCGAUCAGGACAUAAUGCCGAUGAUUUCGGCCGUGAUACGACUCCUGGGGGGCGUGGCGGACCCUCGGCGGUUCGCGCAACCUCGUGCGACUAGUAGCACAAGUGACGCUUCAGAUGAGCAUGCAGAUGGCACAGAACUCGACCACCUAAUGCAGUUUGUGGAUCCCGAGCGACUCUGUCCGGAUGAGGUAGUGAUCCUGCGUGAUGGGUCAGCCGUGCUGGUGAACAAGUGUCGUAGUAUCAACUCCCAACCGGGCGUCGAUAAUACGAUGCCGAGCCCUCAUACACGAGGACUGCUCGGUGGACUCUGGGAGCGACUGGGGGGAUACUGCUACCAGCCGUCCCCCUUGACCAACGAUUUCAUAGCUUCCCCCAACCACACUACCCUCGGAACCUCUUCCCUAGGAUCCUCCUCUGUAGGAAACUCCUACCAGCACUUCUUACCAAACAUUGCAAACAUUUUCGGUAGUGGACGAACAGAAGGAAGUGGAGGAGCUGGCGGAAAUGCAGGAACUGACGGAAGUGGAAAUGAUUGGUUUGAAAACAGCGGUAAUAGAGUUAGUCAGAAUGAAAACGACAUAGAUCAUCAAGGCCACCCUUGUCCCCGAGGUCGUCGUCUGAUGUCUUGUCAGAGCCAGGAAGGUAGACCCUCGAACGAAUCAAUUCCUCUUGAAAGUGGCUCGACAGGAGAGUCGAGUCCAAAUGACGUUCAUAUGAGACGCGACGAGCUUGAGCGGAGAAGUGACAUUGAGAGGACGAGCGAGGCUGCAGCUAUGGGCAAUAUUCGAAUAUCGGCAAGUUGUGCGAAGCAGUUGAUAGACUUGAGUUCGUUUGGUGAAGUAAUUGAGGAUAAGUACAACAUAGGUCCCACCGGUAAUAGUUGCGUAUCGGUUCAGGGUUACAAGUGGCCGGAUCUAAAGGCUUAUGAAGCCGAUGUGUUGGCGCGGAAGGUGCAUCUACAAGGGCAGUUACGUUUGACGCGGCAGUUCAUGUUGAGGAGUAAUGGUAAGGACCUCCGAAAGCUGAAGAGUAAAAUUUGGUUGACGCUCUGCAGGGCAGAUCCGGAGUAUAAACUGAUGUUUCGACUGAAGUACUUCCAUAAGAAGGCGCAGCCGAUAUACGACCACUUCCAACUUAAGUGUUUGACAAAGCUAUGUUCCAAGAAAACACUUUUAAGGCCUAUUCAAACCCGCGGCACCAGAACGUCUGGUGAGACCAGAACGUCUGGUGAGACCAGAACGUUUGGUGAGACCAGAACGUCUGGCGUAACUAGAGCGGUGCUUUAUGAGGGUGAAGAGAGUGAUGAAUGCGUGGGUUCGAGCACUGAUGUGAUAUACUUAUCUCAGUCGGAACAUAUGGGGAAGGUGUAUAGCAUAGCGGAAUGUUACGAUAUACAAACGGACGAAAUUCGACCGGUAUUAGGUCCUUGGUGUUUCAGUCACUUGCGUAGCACGAUUGACAGCCAUGUCGGAGUCUUUCCCUCCUUAAGCUCCAUGUCCUAUGAUUCCGUUUGUGUGUAUUCGCUCGCCGUGUCCGAGAACUACAUAGCCAUAUCGGAUGCAAGUAGUAGCAUUCUCCUGGCAGAUCGGGGAGAUCCUACGAACAUCCUGUGCCAGAGAGUGUCUACACAGCCUCUGCAGAUCAUCAACUGUAUCAACCUUCUGGAGGAAAACAGCGCGACGGAGGUAGGUGGAGGGGAGCAGCUCGAUUCAGUUAACCAGGAGCUGCUGCAGUUGAUAUUUGAACAAGCGGAGGCCAGGGGCAAACGGUUACUGACAGAGGUCUGUUCUGUGUUGGAACAGUUGCUCAAGUCGGCACAAACUCGGGUACGACUGGCCUCAGCGUUCCGUGACCUGAGACGUCAAGGUGAAGAAGCGACCAUUCCUAGAAGACUUUUGAGACUAAGAACAGUAACUCCUGCAAGCUUCAGAGAAGGCGCCCUCAUUCCAGACGUGUUCCGGAACGAAACUGUCAGAAACGAAAUGGUCAGAAACGAAAUGGUCAGAAACGAUAUAUUCAGGAAUGAUGUCGCCAGGAACGACGACGACGUGGGAAACGACGGUGGUUUCGUAAACCCCCGGCUGCGCCGUAUGUACGAUCGGUAUGCCGGCAGCGAGAUCCAUGGUGGCAGCGAAGUUCAUGGCAGCGAAAUUCAUAGCAGUGGUGAAGACAGUCCUCUCGCCGGCGCUGGUGGGCUGCAGGGCGCCGGUCAAGAACGUGGUGGCCAAGACCGGGGCGGCCAAGACCGGGGCGGCCAAGAGCGUGGUGGUCAUACAACUACGACCGAAGUGGGUUCCUAUGUGCCCGCGCCGGAGACACAUCGUUUAACGGUCCUUACUGCUGGUAAUGAUAGAAUUAUUUGUGAGUACGUUCUAAAGGAGACGUGCUGCGUCAAUACAACACAUGCGGAGCUGGAAAGAGGUGUGUUUGUGUGCAAGACGUUGUGCGGGUUGGUGAGCGGGUUCUCCACGUGCCGAGCCUCUCCCAGCGGACAAAAGAUAACGCGACACCUGCUUCCCGUCAGGUCCUGGAUCUUCCCCUUCUGCAUUAACCGCGUGGCUGUCCAUCCUGCUGGGAAUCUAAUGCUCCUUGUCGGUGACAAUCCCACGGUGCUGUUGAGCGCGCGGCAGUCAAACCCAGCGUUCAGUGGAAACUACUUUGCUCGAAGAGGAUGCAUCAAACAUGCGCUAUACGCUUUGGACUGCCACCAGGAUGCUGCGUUCGGCGCUGCUUGGCACCCAAAUGGCUACAUGUUUGCCACUGGAAGUGACGAUAUGACUAUCGCCAUCUGGGAUCUGCGAAACCUGGCGUCCCCGCUGUGCGUUAUUCACAGCGAGGUAACUGCCUGUAGGUCUCUCGAAUUCUCUCCGGAUGGCAAAUAUCUCGUGUCCUGCGAAUCGGAAGACGCCGCUGUCAUAUAUUCCGUUGCUGACAAUUUCAGGUCCGCGCAGAAGAUAUCGUUCUUUGGUGGAUGCACAGGAGCGAGCUUCUCUGAAGAUUCAAGACGACUCAUCAUAGGCGUCGGCGCUCGCGAUCAAGCAGGAGGCCUCAUGGAGUUGGUCAUUAACAACAUCCCCUCACACGUAGUUCAAUUUUAUGCUAGGUAG
Gregarina niphandrodes is the source of this 3174-nucleotide messenger RNA. Its product is annotated as WD repeat protein. Gene Ontology annotation, molecular function: protein binding. The transcript is spliced from 3 exons. The coding region runs from base 1 to 3174 and encodes 1057 amino acids. Lineage: Eukaryota; Apicomplexa; Conoidasida; Eugregarinorida; Gregarinidae. The record is from RefSeq and is a predicted model, not a curated record.